This is a messenger RNA of Cladocopium goreaui, 950 nucleotides long. NCBI's taxonomy places the organism in Eukaryota, Dinophyceae, Suessiales, Symbiodiniaceae. The record is from the annotation of a GenBank genome assembly.
GUGCUCACCACUUGUGGCUGGAGGGUGCAGCCGUCGACUUGCAUGGCCUUUCAACGGAAGUGGGAGUCGUGCUGGCGAUGCUGGCACUGAUGGAGCAGGCCUCAGGUGGAGAGCCGGGCGAUUUGGUUCUCGUCACAGGGAAGAGGCAGCAUUCGCAUCAUGCCGACGCUUCUAUGCAGGAAGCGGUUUUGGAGCUCAUGAAGGAGUUGGAGAUGGACUGCCACGUUGAAGCUUCCAACCACGGUCGGGUGUGGAGACCCGUGGAGACCUGUGGAGAUGUUCAGCGUUCCAAUGAUGUGCCAUGGGAAGGUGGGCUCGCCUGUCUCAGUACUUGGAUGAGCCGAGGUUCCCACGACGGCGAAACAAUUGAGCUCUCCUUCAGCUACGACGGCCUUGAUAUCACUGUUCGUGGCUCUCCCCGCAAAGCUUCGAGAUUCCUGGCCUCUGUCACUUCAGGAUCCCUUGCUGGCCGUCCGGCCUCGCCGAGUCCUACCCUUGGUUCUUUUGAGCGGGUUGGUAGUGUCGUUGGUGACCCUGUUGUUUCUGUGCCCCCUCGCUUUGAGUCUCGUGACGCCAUUGCUGCCGGUUUUGUGCCUUGUCCUGGUCGCCUGCUUGACUCUGCGUCGAAGUUGUCGGGUCCAGUUAGCAGUGCGGAAGGAAGGAUCCGUCGUGCCUGGGAAGCUGGACAGUGGGCUCGUGCUGUUCUUGCAGAGAGGAUUGGUUCUCCUAACCGUACUCCUCCUCUGGAGAUUCGGUCCAGGUUCUACGCUGUGGCAAAGGCAGACGGCCUUCUUCAUCCCACCAUCUUCAAGAGCUCAGGCUCUUACUUCAGGGCAGUCGGAAACUUGGUGGAAAGCUCCAGUGUGUCACAGGCAUUCCCCUCAGAGCUGGAGGCUCGGAUCUACUUGGAAGCAGCCGGCUUCCACUCGAGCAUUGAAGUCCGACCUUGA